CCCUGUAGAAAUUUAACAUUUUCAUAGUGAGUUCUAUAAAUACUAAAGCUUUUGGUUCUCAUUUUCAUAGCCAAAAUUUUACAUUUCCUGUAUCAUUAUCUUUUGGUUCACAUAAAAAUGCCUCUUAAUAUUGAUCUAAACACUCCAUAUAUUGAUCAUGAAAUGAUGGAAUGCAACAUAGCACCAUCCAUUAAUCUAAAUGAUCCUUCUUCAAGUAAUUUUAACUUGUCUUUUAAGGACCUACAUGGUAGUUCAUCAAAUGAAGAAUACAUGGAAGAAGCUAAUAUGUUCAAUUGUGAAAAUGAUUUUGAACAUGGUAUUUUUAAUAUUAAUGAGGACAUUGAUGUUGAUGCUUUAUAUUCAAAUGAAGUUCAUGUCAUGGAAGAAGAGAGUGAAUUUAUUCCAAAUGAAGAAGAUGGAGAGGAGACUGAAUUUAAUCAAUAUGAAAGUGAUGGAGAAACUGAAAGUAUUGCAGCUAUGUCCACAAUGGUUCAACAUGAACCUGAAACUUUUAGGAAAAAAAGAUCAUUUUUAAACAAUGAUCAACGGAAAAUAAUUGCUCAAUUAUUGAUAAAGAAUAGUUGUGGUGGAAAACUAAAAUCCGGAACUGUUAUAUGGUUGGCAUCCAAAUACUCGGUAUCCAUCGAUGUUAUUUAUCGAAUUUGGAAGCAAGUAUCUCAAACAGGUGAUGCGUCUCAUAAAAGAACAAAAAAUUGUGGUCGGAAAAGAGUUGCGGUAGAUAUUGAAAAAGUGCGGGAUAUUUCGUUAGCUAAACGUAGCACUCUUCAGAGCCUCGCAUUUGCCUUGGGCAUUAGCAAAACAGCAUUGUUUAAGUUUGUAAAGGAUGGGACUUUGCGUCGGCAUUCAAAUGCUCUAAAGCCACAAAUGAAAGAUAGCAAUAUGAAAGAUCGUCUUAGAUUUUGCUUGUCCAUGCCUGAAGAAACUAGUCUUCCUCAUGAUCCGGAGUUUAAGUCUAUGCAUAAUAUCGUCCACAUAGAUGAAAAAUGGUUCUACAUGACCAAAAAAUCAGCUAACUACUACCUUCUUGAAAAUGAGGAUGAGCCAUAUCGCACAUGCAAAAAUAAAAAUUUUAUUGGAAAAGUCAUGUUUUUAGUAGCAGUCGCUAGGCUUAGAUUUGAUGACGGUGAUAAGGAGAUAUUUUCGGGAAAAAUUGGCGUCUUUCCUCUUGUUCAAAAAGUUGCAGCAAAAAGGUCAAGUAUCAAUAGAGCUUCGGGUACACUUGAAACUAAACCGAUUACUUCUAUCACUAAAGAAGUUAGUCGAAAUUUUCUAAUCAAUAAAGUGUUACCUGCAAUUAAAGAAAAAUGGCCGAGAGAACAUGCAAUGGAAACAAUUUAUAUACAACAAGAUAAUGCUCCGUGUCAUGUUUCUAUUGACGAUGAAGAAUUUCGUAAAGCAGCUUCUGAAGGAGGAUUUGACAUCCGUUUAUCUUGUCAACCACCGAAUUCUCCUGAUUUAAAUGUUUUAGAUCUGGGUUUUUUCAAUGCCAUUCAAUCAUUACAACAAAAGGAAGUUUCAAAAUCAGUUGAUGAACUCAUUGAAGUUGUGCAAAACUCAUAUGAUAAUUUUUCUAGCAAACAAUCUGACAAAAAUUUUCUCACACUUCAAUCUUGUAUGAUUGAAAUCAUGAAAAUUAAAGGAUCUAAUAAUUACCGAAUUCCCCAUAUGAAGAAAGAAGUGUUGCUUAAUCGAGGCAUACUACCUACGCAACUAAAAUGUGACCGAGAGAGGUUGGUUCUAGAUCAUGGAAUUUACAUGGAGAAGGAAAUAUGA
This is a messenger RNA of Lathyrus oleraceus (garden pea), 1794 nucleotides long. RefSeq lists its product as uncharacterized. The record is from RefSeq and is a predicted model, not a curated record. The transcript is spliced from 4 exons. NCBI's taxonomy places the organism in Eukaryota, Viridiplantae, Streptophyta, Magnoliopsida, Fabales, Fabaceae. Bases 118 to 1794 code for a protein of 558 amino acids. Gene Ontology annotation, molecular function: nucleic acid binding.